Punica granatum (pomegranate) is the source of this 2370-nucleotide messenger RNA. The record is from RefSeq and is a predicted model, not a curated record. Lineage: Eukaryota; Viridiplantae; Streptophyta; Magnoliopsida; Myrtales; Lythraceae.
AUGAGUAAACAGGCACAAAGAUGAAAUUCACCAACUUUAAUGAGCACGCGUAAGCCCCGGUCUGUCCUAUACGAUGGCAUGGUGUAGAAGUACCGGUGGAAAUCGCCCUUGGCAGGUGUCGUGGGAAUGAAGGAUCAUUAUACGCAAGAACUUCUUUUGCCAUUGGUUGGAAGGACUGAAGUGCAAAUUGAGAAGACAUGAAGCCCCGACAGAAAGAAAGAGCAACGGCCGAGCUUUGCCAUUGGAUGUCUUAACGGAUUAGAUUCUGCUGUAGGACUCUGCUCUGACGUCAUAUGGAACCAAAACUUGAGGCCCAGAGGCACACUACUGACUACCCCCUCUCUCUCUGUCUCUCACUCUCUCCCCAUCACCAUUUUCAGUUGAGAGCUAAAAGCUCUAUCUCUCUCUCUCUCUCUCUCUCUCCCUCUAGAAACAAGAAGGAUGCAGCUGCUGCAAACGCCAUCUCCACCAUAUUUGUCAUUCCAGUGCUCAAAGCUCCAUGGCUCAAGAAGAGGAUAUUGUUUGCCGGAGAAUUCCAUUCUUCCAUCAUCCUCGUCGUCGUCUCUCAGCUGUCACCAAAAUGCUGUUCAGCGGCAGGGGCCCGAGUGCUCCACCGGGGUGUCUCAUAAACCGGCCAGUUGGAGCUCAGCCGUCACCAAAGCUGCCUCUGUUGAAGCAGAUACUUCAACGGUCUCAAAAGAAACAGCCCAAAGCGAUGUACUGAAAGCUCUGUCUCAGAUCAUUGAUCCCGACUUUGGCACUGACAUUGUAUCAUGUGGCUUUGUUAAGGAUUUGGAGAUAAAUGAGAUCCAGGGAGAGGUCUCAUUUCGGUUAGAGCUCACAACUCCAGCAUGUCCGGUCAAGGACAUGUUCGAGCAAAAGGCAAAUGAAGUAGUUGCAGCCAUCCCUUGGGUGAAGAAUGUUCGAGUGACAAUGUCUGCACAACCUUCUAGACCAGUUUUUGCAGGUCAACUUCCAGCAGGACUUCAAAAGAUUUCGAGCAUCAUAGCAGUUUCGAGUUGCAAGGGAGGCGUGGGAAAAUCGACCGUGGCCGUAAAUCUUGCUUACACUUUGGCAGGAAUGGGGGCUCGAGUCGGUAUAUUUGAUGCAGAUGUGUAUGGUCCAAGCUUACCAACAAUGGUUUCCCCUGAAAAUCGACUUCUGGAAAUGAACCCAGAGAAGAGCACCAUAAUUCCAACAGAGUACCUGGGAGUGAAACUUGUGUCCUUUGGGUUCGCGGGACAAGGCCGUGCUAUAAUGCGCGGCCCAAUGGUUUCAGGGGUCAUCAACCAGCUUCUGACCACUACUGAAUGGGGAGAGCUCGAUUACCUUGUUAUUGAUAUGCCACCCGGAACGGGUGAUAUUCAGCUCACAUUAUGCCAGGUAGUUCCGCUGACUGCAGCCGUUAUUGUUACAACCCCACAGAAGCUCGCCUUUAUUGAUGUAGCCAAAGGGGUCCGGAUGUUCUCGAAACUAAAGGUUCCAUGCGUUGCAGUAGUUGAGAACAUGUGCCACUUUGAUGCUGAUGGGAAGCGAUAUUACCCAUUUGGCAGAGGAUCAGGCUCUCAGGUUGUCCAGCAGUUUGGAAUUCCUCAUCUGUUCGAUCUUCCCAUUAGACCAACUCUAUCUGCUUCUGGGGACAGUGGAAUGCCCGAAGUUGUGGCUGAUCCUGUGGGAGAAGUUGCCGGGACAUUUCAGGAGCUCGGGGUCUGUGUUGUCCAACAGUGUGCAAAGAUUCGUCAACAAGUUUCUACGGCUGUGACAUACGAUACGUCUAUCAAGGCGAUCAGAGUGAAGGUGCCUGACUCAGACGAGGAGUUCCUCCUGCAUCCUGCCACUGUGAGAAGGAAUGAUCGGUCCGCCCAAAGUGUGGAUGAGUGGACUGGGGAGCAGAAACUGCAGUACACUGAUGUUCCAGAAGACAUCGAACCCGAGGAAAUUCGGCCGAUGGGGAACUAUGCUGUCUCCAUAGUCUGGCCGGACGGAUUUAAUCAGAUUGCUCCGUACGAUCAGUUGCAAUCAAUGGAACGGCUCGUCGAUGUGCCUCAAAUAACUCCGUUUUAGUGCUGCUAUGACUUUUUUCAUAAGAAUGGAUCAACUUACACCGAGCGAAGAGUUACGAGGAAGCUAUCCAUCUCUAUGAUAUUCCCCGCCUUCAUCUCUACACCGUCCGGAAGGCUUCUCGGAGGGAGGAAACUACAAGAAAGGGGACAGAGCGAUUCGGGUGGAAGUAGAUGAUUAGUAUCUUAAAUCCUUUCAACCUUCCUUCUAUCCGUUUAUUAUUUCGGGCAUGAAUUGUAAGUUAUGCCGAAGAUAAGGGAUUCAAUUUUUCAUAAAAUGCAGUAGCCUCUUGGUCUUUGCAUUCGUUUA